AUGCACGGCGAUGCCUCGACAGACAACAAAACUUCCAACCCACCUGCUCUCGAUGACCGGGUAUCCCAAUUCAAGACUCUUGUGAAUCAGCGCGGCAAAGGCGACCGAUUUUAUGAGCACUUCACAACACAAAGCGUCUUCGCUCUUGGUCUGGACGUGCUUGACACUGCGCAAGAUGCUGGCCUUAGACAAGAAGUUAUUACUACCCUCGCGUCGGAGGAAGGCCUCUCCUGCAUCCGCCACGUCGCGUCCAACCGCAUACCUUUAGCAUUGGCAGCAGGCACCAAUGAAAAAGUCAAGCUAUGGGAGACGGAGGCGUGUCCUCUGCUGCGACUCGCGGUACACAACGCAGUUGUGAACUCUACGCUUCUCGAAGAGAAAGUGGCCGCGAUUCACAGCUUCAUCAUUGGCGUCGGAGGUACUCGGUUGACCGCAUGGUUCGACCUCGCAGUUGAGCUUGCUGAGUCUCCUCAGCUGCCCUCGGAAGUGUCCUGCAUUGGCCUAGCAGAGCUGUCACUCCUUGUUUUGUCGACACUACUUGGUUCCGGCACAUCUCAAAUUGUCAACGACUCUUUCCGUCACUACUCCAUGAGACUCAGCGCUGUUGCUACGAAUGCCGAGCCUUCAAGACCGGAGGACACGUUUUGCAAGUUGCAAGCGUCCCAAUACGCUGAUUAUAUUGACAGACGUCUCAAAAUUGGCGAAGACAUUCCAGGGCUCAGACAAGCUACGCCUUCCGGGCCUGUUCAACUUUCGGCUUUCCAGCUCCAGAGAGACCUCCCCGGUCACCUGUCUGCUGACGGUCCGCGCCAUGACAACGAUCACGCCGACAUUACCAAGAUCUCAAUUUUGCCUACUCCAGACGAAAUUCGCAGCACUCGAAGUGAGUACUUGCCGAUAGCCGACCCAACUUCAUGGCACCAUCACGGUAUUCGUGGUCGUUUAGACCGUGAGUUUCGACUGCUCCGCGAGGACACGGUGGGACAACUUCGCGACGUCGUGCGCACCGUGUUGGACAACCUUCAACAGAACAAAGAUGAAGGAACGGCCUUGGGUCCAGGUCCAAGAAGCGGACAAGACAGCAUUCAGUACUGCGUAUAUGAAAAUGUUGUGGUCAUAGAUGUGGGCUUUGAACAACGCUCUGGGGCCGAGUUCCUUGUCCGAUUCCGCCAGCCGGCCAACCGAAACCGACAGAAUCGCGUCAAGCCUGCAGAGGACAGCGAUGCAUCGAAGAAGCAGAGGCGCGAUUGGUGGACAUUUCAAGCCAAAAAGCGCCUUCAGCCAGGUGGCCUCGUCUGCGCUAUUGAUGCCCAAGGAUCGGUCAACUUUUUCACCGUUUCUGACUCGACGAUGCGCACAAGCAGCGAUGUCAGACGGUGGGGACAAGACAAGAACACCUCGCAGGAGAUGGAUAGUAGCUCCGACCCCAACCAAGGAAUCAAAUACAACCUUGCAGACGACCCUCAACACGCGUUUGUUCGCCUGGGGUUCAACGGCAUCGAAGGCCAGAGCCAGCUUGCAUACGGGCUCUCUUGGUUUCUCAAGAGCCGAAUUAACCGCGCAUCGGCGGGACGCUUAAGAGACGGCCAGCAGCUACGCAUCCUUGUCGAAUUUCCGGGCAUCCUGCUCGACUCGUUUUUGCACACGCUUCGCGCUUUGCAAUCUGGAACGGAAAAGCUCAACAUUCCCAUGUGCGAUCUCAUCGCACCAGAGCAAAUUGACGUUGAAGGGGCCAAUCCUCAGCCGAAAGAUGUUGCUCCUCCAAAAUACGCUCAGAAGCCAGGAUUUGUGUUCGACAUGAGCAGCCUGACUGCUGCAAACGAGCCGCUUCAACACAGCAUUCGCCGCCCCUUGACAUCUGAAGAGGUUUGUGACAAAACGAAGCUCGACAGCACGCAAUCCGUGGCUCUCUUGGAAGCUCUUUCUCGGUCCAUGGCCCUUGUCCAAGGCCCACCGGGAACGGGAAAGACGUUUGCAGGUGUUGAAAUUCUCAAAGUCCUGCUCCACAAUCAAAAGAAGGCGGAGCUUGGGCCCAUUGUUAUUGUUUGCUACACCAACCAUGCGCUGGAUCAGAUUCUCGAGCAUAUUCUUGACUCUGGCACGCCGGCCAAUAUUCUUCGCAUGGGAGGACAGUCCAAGUCGGAGCGGCUCAAAAAUCUCAAUUUGCGCGACGCAGCUCAUAAGGUUGAGCGAACAAAGGUCGAGAAGCGCAUGUUGUGGUCAUCCGGCGAGACAUUGAAGAUCAUGGUCAAUCAGCUAGAGCGGCUUUUCGGAAGUUUGAUCGUGUCUACGCGUGAAGAUGCGAUCGUACGGUUCCUCUCGAGAUACGACACCGAAGUCUACAGAGAACUGUUCGGACGUAGAGGAGCUGAAGAUGACUCCGGAGACCAAGAUGGAUUCACAAUUGUCAAUCGACAUAAGCCCAGCGCCAUCAUUCACCGAUGGCGCAACGGUGGCGAUGUGGAAUUCGGCCCAGCGGCAACCGGUCGGAGGUUGUCCAUGCUGACGCUCGAUGAGCGGAACACACUUUACGAGAAGUGGCAGACCGAGUCUUUCACCCUCAUUCAAGACGAGAUUGAGCACGUGUACAUUGACUAUGUCGCGGCUAAACGAUCCCUUGAAAAGGCAAGACAAGAAGCCGAUUUGCGGUGUCUGGAGGCGGCCAACAUUGUCGGCAUGACCACGACGGGUCUUGCCAAGAGCCACGACUUGCUCAAGCACAUCAAGUCCAAAGUGUUAUUGUGUGAAGAGGCGGGUGAAGUGCUCGAAGCGCACAUGCUCACGUCCUUUCUGCCGUCCAUCGAACACGCCAUCUUGAUUGGCGAUCACCAACAGCUCCGGCCACAAGUGCAAAACUACGACCUCAGCAUAGAAAAUCGCGGUGGCGCCCAGUUUGCAUUUGAUAAGUCCCUGUUUGAGCGCCUCGUCUCGCCUCGAGCCGGUGAAGCCAAGAUCCCGUUCAGCACAUUGUCUACCCAACGCCGGAUGCACCCGUCGAUCUCGGCGCUCAUUCGAGCCCCAUUGUAUCCCUCCCUAGAAGACGGGCCAAACGUGCAUCUGUAUCCGGAAGUUACAGGCAUGACACGGCGGUUGUUUUGGCUCGACCAUCAAAAUUGGGAAGACGGUGCCGUCGGAGGCUACAAAAGUACGGAAGCAUCGGGCACGUCGCGCACCAACGAGUUUGAAGUCGAAAUGACCGCCGCGCUGGUGUCGCACCUCUUCAAGCAGGGGGCGUACUCUGGUGGCGACAUCGCCGUCCUCACACCGUAUCUCGGGCAGAUGAUGCUCUUGAGGCGGCGUCUCUCCUCGAUGCUUGAGCUGACGUUCAACGACCGAGACGCGGCUGAUCUGGAGGCGGCCGACGGCGUCGGCUCCGAGGCCGAGCCGACCGACAGAGGCGACAGCGCACAGGCCGACCAGCUUUUUGUUCCCGCCAAGACGACCCUUCUGAAUAGUGUGCGUGUUGCCACAGUUGACAAUUUCCAGGGAGAGGAGGCCAAGGUGGUCGUCAUCUCUUUGGUGCGGAGCAACAAGAAUCGCCAGUGCGGAUUCUUGCGCACGUCGAACCGGAUUAACGUCUUGCUUUCGCGGGCUCGGCACGGCAUGUACAUUAUUGGAAAUGGCGACACCUGCACUGGGAUUCCGAUGUGGAGAGAUGUGAUGUCGGCCCUUCAAUGCGACAACAACAUGGGACCCGAACUCCCACUUCAAUGCCCUCGCCACCCUGAGCGGACAUUUCUGGCGUCGUUGCCGGACCACUUUGUUCAGUUUGCCCCCGACGGCGGUUGUCUGCAGCCGUGCGACAAGCGGCUGGCUUGCGGCCACUCCUGCAUCGGCCGGUGCCACUCGGACGUGAUCCACGCUGCCGUCAAGUGCCUCGAGCCAUGUCCCCGCUCGUUGAAUGGCUGCAUCCACGCAUGUCCCCGGCCCUGCGAAUGUGGUGCCGAUGACGCCCUGGACCAAGAAGUGGACUUUAUUACCAUGGCUACAUACCGGAAGAUCAACUUGGGCGAGGAUCCGUGCAUCUUUCCAGUUUGCGGUCACAUCUUGACAAUGUCGUCGAUGGACGGCAUCAUGGAUAUGGCGAAACACUACACCAUGACCCAAGACACGUCUGGUCUGCCACGUCCCGUGGCAAUUGCUGCGUCGUCGUCGCCUUUUGACAUGAAGGAGGUGAAAGUGUGUCCACACUGCCGCGGGUCGCUGCGCGAUGUAGCGCGGUACGGUCGAAUCGUACGACGCGCGGUGCUUGACGAGUCGACCAAGCGUUUCAUCAACUGGGCGCGUCAGAAGCACAAUGAGCUGGCCCUUCAGCUCACGGGGCCCAAAGGACAGCUCGAAGUCGACAAGGAAAUGGAAGGGAAGAAGGCGAAGCGAUCUGUCCAUCAAAAAGCGGAGCAGGUUUACAAAAAGAAGUUCUUUGCCGGCAAAGGGCGCUCUGCCUUGAUGGCAGAGUUGCUGCUGUCCACAGACUUGGCCCGCCAUCACCACCAGCUGGCCCAGACGCGCAACGACAUCUCGCAAUUUGCCGCAAAGGUCGCCACCGAUGAGCAGCCCUUCCAGCGCGUGGCUGAACUGGUGACGUUUGCACACAACAGACGCCGGGCCAGUGGAUCCGAACCCGCCGCGCCCGAUCCUGCGCCACGCCAUUUCGAGUUUGACGAAAGCGUUCUUCAGACGGGCAGCAGCCUGCAAGCUGCUGUUCUGCUCAUGCGCUGCGAUAUCCUUGCCCUCGAGUACGUUGUGUUUUCUCUCGAAAAGGCUACGUCGGUCGAUAAGUUGCACGCCCGUAUCCGAGGCGGGGACGGCGGCUGCGGCGGCAGCAGCAGCAGCAGCAGCAACAAUCGAACAGACACGACAUCCUACACGUUGGCCUUCCAGACCGUCUCCAAGGCGAUCAAGACCAACCGAUUUACAGUCCUGUUCAAGGAAUUCGAGUCGACAACCGAGGCUGCCAAGUUGGCCAGAUAUACGAAGCAGGAAGUCGAGGGAUACAUAUGCAGCACCCAUCUCUGCAUCGUUCUGUCGCGUCUCUUGGACUGUAUCGAGGAAGGAGUUGAUGCGGAGCAUGGGGAGAAGGAGGAUGAACCUUCCACUGCGAGAUUGGUGGAGGCCGACGGCCCAAGCGCUGUUCUGUCGCGCACGAAACUCAAAGAGCGCGCCACGCAGCACCUCGCAGCCGCCCGCGCCGUUUUCCAGACCUCGCCAUCGGCGCACGACCUCUUUGGCCCCGAAGUGGACCGCCUGGAACAGGCUCUCGAGAACCUCGCCGAGUACCGGCCCGUGACUGCCGCCGAGAUGCAGGCCGUCUACAAGGCGAUGGCAAGUGAGUUCAAUGGCUCGGGCCACUGGUACACCUGUGUCAACGGCCACCCGUUUACGGUCGGCGAGUGCGGGAUGCCCAUGGAGCAGGCGCGGUGCAACGAAUGCGGCGCGCCCGUGGGCGGCCGGGACCACACGAACGCCGAGGGCGUGGUGGUCGCCACAGAGAUUGAAGAACUCGGUCGGGGUAUGAACAGGAUGGCAGUUGACUGA
Molecule: messenger RNA, 5535 nt
Organism: Sporothrix brasiliensis 5110
Lineage: Eukaryota; Fungi; Ascomycota; Sordariomycetes; Ophiostomatales; Ophiostomataceae
Product: nf-x1 finger and helicase domain containing protein
Exons: 2
Coding region: 1-5535 (1844 amino acids)
Biological process (GO): regulatory ncRNA-mediated heterochromatin formation
Cellular component (GO): nuclear RNA-directed RNA polymerase complex
Molecular function (GO): helicase activity
Source: RefSeq, a predicted model, not a curated record